Molecule: messenger RNA, 6335 nt
Organism: Hemicordylus capensis (graceful crag lizard)
Lineage: Eukaryota; Metazoa; Chordata; Lepidosauria; Squamata; Cordylidae
Gene: PPFIA2
Product: PTPRF interacting protein alpha 2
Exons: 33
Coding region: 280-4131 (1283 amino acids)
Biological process (GO): synapse organization
Cellular component (GO): presynaptic active zone
Molecular function (GO): protein binding
Source: RefSeq, a predicted model, not a curated record
GCCAUUUUUCCCAUGGACGUUUCCCCCUUUCGGCUGCUGACGAAGUGACAGGAGAAAAUGCUGAGGUGCCGCCAAGCAGCUCCCGCUGCCGGCCGAAGGGGGCUGGGUGGGCACCGGGUGUCUCCUCUGAGCAGGAGCGGCAGCGUCUCCGGCAGCCUUGCUAGGGAGGCGAGUUGAGCAGCGCGGCUCGGCUGUGCGUGAGCGCCCAUCGGAGAGCGAGACGGACUGCAGUUGGCACCGAUUCCCUGAAAACGCCGAAGGGAGAACCAGGCAUCAGAAAUGAUGUGCGAAGUGAUGCCAACGAUAAAUGAGGACACCCCCAUGAGUCAAAGGGGGUCCCAGAGCAGUGGGUCGGACUCGGAUUCUCACUUUGAGCAGCUAAUGGUGAACAUGCUGGAUGAAAGGGAUCGUCUCCUUGACACACUUCGGGAGACGCAGGAAAGUCUGUCUCUUGCACAGCAACGGCUUCAGGAUGUCAUUUAUGAUAGAGAUUCUCUCCAGCGACAGCUCAAUUCUGCACUUCCCCAGAUGACGGUUGCUGCUGGUACGAGCAUUGAGAAUAACAUUCAAAGGACCAUAUCCUGCCCUAAUGAAUUUGCUGCACUUACAAAAGAGCUAAAUGCAUGCAGGGAACAAUUAUUGGAAAAGGAAGAAGAAAUUUCAGAACUAAAAGCUGAAAGGAAUAACACAAGACUGUUACUGGAACAUUUGGAGUGCCUUGUUUCGAGACAUGAAAGGUCACUGAGGAUGACAGUGGUGAAACGACAAGCACAGUCCCCCUCUGGAGUUUCCAGUGAAGUUGAGGUUCUGAAAGCUUUAAAAUCUUUGUUUGAACAUCACAAGGCUUUAGAUGAAAAGGUAAGGGAACGACUGAGGGUUUCUUUAGAACGAGUCUCAGCACUUGAAGAGGAACUAGCAGCUGCUAAUCAGGAGAUUAUAGCUUUGCGUGAGCAAAAUGCACACAUUCAAAGGAAAAUUGCAUCAGGAGAGGGACCUUCUGACUCAGAGCAUAUCAAAGGACUGGAGCCUGGACAAAAAGUUCAUGAAAAGCGACUAUCGAAUGGCUCUAUAGACUCAAAUGAUGAGACCAGUCAGCUGGUGGAACUGCAGGAGCUUCUUGAAAAGCAAAAUUAUGAAAUGGCACAGAUGAAGGAACGCUUGGCUGGACUGUCCUCCAGAGUUGGAGAAGUAGAGCAAGAUGCAGAGUCAGCUAGGAAGGAUCUCAUUAAAACUGAAGAAAUGAACAGCAAAUAUCAAAGGGACAUUAGAGAGGCUAUGGCACAAAAAGAAGACAUGGAAGAAAGAAUUACUACCCUUGAGAAGCGUUACCUAAGUGCACAGAGGGAAUCUACCUCCAUCCAUGAUAUGAAUGAUAAGUUGGAAAAUGAACUUGCAAACAAGGAGGCCCUCCUGCGUCAGAUGGAAGAUAAAAACAGACAACUACAAGAACGACUUGAACUAGCUGAGCAAAAACUGCAACAAACAAUGAGAAAAGCUGAGACGUUGCCUGAAGUGGAAGCUGAACUGGCUCAGAGAAUUGCAGCACUGACUAAGUCUGAUCCAACCUCUUCUACCUCAUCUGAUGAUUAUCAAUAUGUUAUGGAAGCUAAACUACAAGAAAUGAUCUCCAUACGUAGGAAGGCGGAAGAAAGACAUGGCAACAUUGAAGAGCGCAUGAGACACUUGGAAACUCAACUGGAAGAGAAAAAUCAAGAGCUUCAAAGAGCCAGGCAAAGAGAAAAAAUGAAUGAAGAGCAUAACAAAAGAUUAUCAGAUACUGUGGACAGGCUUUUGACAGAAUCUAAUGAGCGGCUGCAGUUACACUUAAAAGAGAGAAUGGCAGCAUUGGAAGAGAAGAAUGUUUUAAUACAGGAAUCAGAAAGCUUUAGGAAAAACUUGGAAGAAUCCUUACAUGAUAAGGAAAGAUUGGCAGACGAAAUAGACAAACUGAGAGUUGAACUUGACCAGAUGAAAAUAAGAGCAGGUGCUUUAAUUGAUCCCACAUUAUCAAGACCACAUCUUGAUUCAUCAGCAGAAUUAAGGUAUUCUGUGGGCUCACUGGUUGAUAGUCAACCGGAUUAUAGAUCUACUAAAGUGAUAAGAAGACCGAGAAGAGGCCGUAUGGGAAUCCGGAGAGAUGAACCAAAGGUGAAGUCCCUUGGAGAUCAUGAGUGGAACAGAAGUCAACCAAUUGGAGUCCUAAGCAGCCAUCAAUUUGAGAGUGACACUGAAAUGUCUGAUAUUGAUGAUGAUGAUCGAGAUACGAUUUUUAGCUCCAUGGACCUUUUGUCACCAAGUGGACAUUCGGAUGCACAAACUCUUGCUAUGAUGCUUCAAGAGCAAUUGGAUGCAAUCAACAAAGAAAUCAGAUUAAUUCAAGAGGAAAAAGAAUCAACAGAAUUGCGUGCUGAAGAAAUAGAAAACAGAGUGGCCAGCGUGAGCCUAGAAGGCUUAAAUUUGGCCAGGGUACAUCCUGGUACAUCUAUAACUGGAUCAAUUACAGCCUCCUCACUUGCAAGCUCAUCUCCUCCUAGUGGGCACUCAACUCCCAAACUCACUCCCCGAAGCCCAGCCCGGGAGAUGGAUCGGAUGGGUGUCAUGACAUUGCCAAGUGAUCUCAGGAAGCAUCGGAGAAAGAUUGCAAUAGUUGAUGAAGAUGGACAUGAAGACAAAGCGACAAUAAAAUGUGAAACCUCCCCUCCUCCAACACCUAGAGCCAUUAGAAUGACACAUACUCUGCCUUCUUCUUACCACAAUGAUGCCAGAAGUAGCUUGCCUGCAUCCUUGGAACCAGAAAGCAUUGGUCUUGGCAGUGUCAGUAGCAGCCAGGAUUCCCUACACAAAGCUCCCAAGAAGAAAGGAAUCAAGUCUUCAAUAGGACGUUUGUUCGGUAAAAAAGAGAAGGCUCGACUUGGACAGCUCAGAGGUUACAUGGAAACAGAAGCUGCAGCACAGGAUUCUCUGGGAUUAGGCAAACUCGGAACACAGGCGGAGAAAGACCGAAGACUAAAGAAAAAGCAUGAACUUCUGGAGGAAGCACGGAGGAAGGGGUUACCUUUUGCACAGUGGGACGGGCCUACAGUGGUUGCAUGGCUAGAGUUGUGGCUGGGAAUGCCUGCUUGGUAUGUCGCAGCUUGCCGUGCAAAUGUGAAAAGUGGUGCUAUUAUGUCUGCCUUGUCUGAUACGGAAAUUCAGAGAGAAAUUGGAAUCAGCAACCCCCUCCAUCGUCUAAAGCUCCGUCUGGCAAUCCAAGAAAUGGUAUCUCUCACAAGUCCAUCAGCCCCUCCAACAUCUAGAACGCCCUCAGGCAAUGUUUGGGUGACCCAUGAAGAAAUGGAAAAUCUUGCAGCUCCAGCCAAAGCGAAAGAGAAUGAGGAAGGCAGCUGGGCUCAGACCCUGGCUUAUGGAGACAUGAACCAUGAAUGGAUUGGUAAUGAAUGGCUUCCCAGUCUGGGACUACCACAGUAUCGAAGUUACUUCAUGGAGUGUUUGGUAGAUGCUAGGAUGUUAGAUCAUCUGACGAAGAAAGAUCUCCGUGUACACUUGAAAAUGGUGGAUAGCUUUCAUCGAACAAGUCUGCAGUAUGGGAUCAUGUGUUUAAAGAAACUGAAUUAUGACAGGAAAGAACUAGAAAGAAGAAGAGAAGCGAGUCAGCACGAAAUUAAAGAUGUGCUGGUAUGGAGUAAUGACAGAGUAAUACGCUGGAUUCAAGCUAUUGGGUUACGAGAAUAUGCAAACAAUGUAUUAGAAAGUGGUGUGCAUGGAUCGCUUAUAGGCCUGGAUGAUAACUUUGAUUACAGCAGUUUAGCUUUAUUGUUGCAGAUUCCAACACAGAACACACAGGCACGGCAAAUCCUUGAAAGAGAAUACAAUAAUCUAUUGGCACUAGGAACAGAUAGACGACUUGAUGAAAGUGAUGACAAGAAUUAUAGACGCGGUUCUUCCUGGCGACGACAGUUUCCUCCACGUGAAGUCCAUGGAAUCAGCAUGAUGCCUGGUUCUUCUGAAACACUGCCAGCUGGAUUCAGGUUAACUACAACAUCAGGACAGUCACGGAAAAUGGCAACUGAUGUUGCUUCAGCACGGCUGCAGCGGUUAGACAGUUCUACAGUUCGCACAUAUUCGUGCUGACAAGGCUAGCAUGGAAAAGAGUGCUGAACUGAACUAAUGGAGCACAUUCCACAGUCCAGGAUCAGCUACAGAGAAGGCCCGCCUCUGGGUCGCCACCAGACGAGCUGGUGGCAACUGCAGCCGGACCUCCUCAGAUGAUCUUAGCAUGCAGUGGGGAUCAGACCGAAGAAGGUGCUCUCUAAGGUAACCUGGACCUAAGCCGUUCAGGGCUUUAAAGGUAAUAACCAGCACUUUGUAUUUUGCUCGGAAACGUAUCGGCAGCUAGUGCAGCUGUUCAAAACAGGCAUAAUAUGGUCUCUCCGGGUUGCCCCAGAGACCAGCCUUGCUGCCGCAUUUUGAACUAACUGAAGUUUCUGAACUAUGUACAAAGGCAGCCCCACAUAGAGCGCAUUACAGUAGUCAAGCCUGGAGGUUACCAGCUGGUGCACCACUGUUCUGAGGUCAUCCUCCUCUAGGAAUGGACACAGCUGUCGAAUCAGCCUAAGCUGAUAAAAAGCACUCCUGGCCACAGCCUCCACCUGAGAUACCAGAGUGAGGCCUGGAUCCAGGAGUACCCCCAAGCUGCGUACCUGCUCCUUCCGGGGGAGUGUAACACCAUCCAGCACAGAGAGAUCUAACUCAUCCCUCAGAUUCUGAGCCCCUACAAUGAGCACCUCUGUCUUGCAUGCAUUCCGUUAUUCCUCAUCCAGCCCAUUACUGCCUGUAGGCAGGUAUUUAGGUAAUGAAUGCAAUUUCCUGAUGAAGCAGGUGAAUGAAAGAAGUAGAUUUGGGUGUCAUCAGCAUACUGAUAACACCUAGCACCAAAUCUCCUGAUGACCUCACCCAGGGGUUUCAUGUAGAUAUUGAAAAGCAUUGGUGACAGAAUGGAGCCCUGAGGGACUCCAUAUAACAGCUCUCGUUGAGAAGAGCAACUGUCACCAAGCUCCACCAUCUGGGAUCUGCCCGAGGGAUAGGAGCGGAACUACUGCAGAGCAGUGCCUCCUAUCCCCAACUCCGCCAGGCGACCCAGAAGGAUACCAUGGUCGAUGGUAUCGAACGCCGCCGAGAGAUCCAAGAAAACCAACAGAGUCACACUCCCUGUGUCGAUUCCCUGGUAUAGGUCAUCCAUCAGGCCGACCAAUGCUGUCUCAACCCCAUAGCCCACUCUAAAGCCAGUUUGAAAUGGGUCUAGAUAAUCAGUUUCCUCCAAAACCGCCUGGAGCUGGUCGGCCACCACCCUCUCGAUCACCUUGCCCAACCAAGGGAGAUUAGAGAUUGGCCUAUAACUAUCCAUCGCUGAGAGAUCUAGGGAAGGCUUCUUAAGGAACGGUCUAACUAUCGCCUCCUUCAAGCAUGGAGGCACCUUACCCUCCCUCAGCGAUGCAUUUAUGAUAUUCACCAGGCCUCCUUGAAUAAUCUCCCUGCUAGGUUGAAGCAGCCAAGUCGGGCAAGGGUCCAGAGAACAAGUGGUGGACCGCACAGCUCCAAGCAGCUAUAUAGCUAUAUCUAUUCUAUAUACAAUAAAUUAAUAUAGAAUUUAUUCAACAUUGACAGUUAUUAUUCUAGAGGGGGAAAUGCUACCUGAAUAUUUUUAAAUGCCCUGUAAAAUCACAAAAUCACAUAACAUUAUUAAUUAAAAUAAAAUGAAAUUGCUUCCUAGCAAAUCUCACAUUUUACAUUCUUCCAACUACUCAUUAUCUCCCCACCCCCACUGGAAUAUCUGAUGUAUCAACACUUAAGUGUUUUAUAUUUUGAAGAACAGGCUUCAAAAAAAUAGCAAUCAUGAAGAACAGCAACAUGUCCUGACAUUAUUUAGAGCAGGGUUAAACAACUUCAGCCCCUCCAGCUGUUGGACUACAUCUCCCAUCAGCCACAGCAGCCAAUAGUCAGGGAUGAUGGGAGUUGCAGUCCAACAACAGCUGGAGGGGUGAAGUUCUACAGCCCUUAUUUAGAGCGUCUCUGUAGAUCUACAUUUGCAAGGUAUAUAUGGGGUUUAUGUGGUACAGGUUUGCCAGAUGAACAGCCAGAGACAGUGCCUUGUUUAAGUGCUCUGAGGCACAAAAGGCAGAAUUCAGCCACUGUGCAUUCCAUCCAGUCUCCCAACAGUCUCACUGCCCACCCUAAUCUCCUGCCAGCUUCACUGGAAGCCAUUCCACUAUUAUGAAAUGAGCCUAUGUACAUUAACAAUGUUAAAAAGCUUGUUGGUGAUAUAUACUAUUUUUCUC